UGCAUCUCCUCUGGGUCUAGGAGCUAUGUGCGGCCACGCACUCUGGUACCCCUGGUCUGCCGCCGCCCUGCUGCGGGCGGUACUCAUAGUGUUGGAGCUGGUGCAGCCACCGCGGCUCGUAACCGCGGGGACUCCAUCUCACAAUCUGCGAUAUGACUUCACCAUUGUGUCUCAGCCCAGCCAGGGGCAAAUCUCUUACACCGUGCUGGGGUACUUUGAUAGCCAGCCCUUUGUGUGGUGCUGCAAGGAGGGCCAGAGGGCAGAACCCCGAUCCUCCUGGUCUCAGGUGCAAGGGUCCGGGUCUUGGGAGAGACUAAUUAGAAGCCUGAAGACCAUGGCCCAGCGCCUUAUGAUCAACCUGAAAAGCAUUAUGGGAACCAGAGAGACGGGCAAGGUCUGGAAUGGGGAGGUCCCAGGGUCUCACACUCUCCAGGCCACUGCUAUGUGUGAGUUCCAAGGAAACCAGAGCAGUCCUGGCUUCUGGAGGUAUGGCUAUGAUGGACAGGAAUUCAUGUCCUUGAACUUAGAGAUGCUCAACCUGACAGAAGCCCAGACAGAGAGACAAGAAGAGGUCAGGGAUUACCAGAGGAGAGCAGGCCCAGAGGAGGACUUCUUGGUGCGGACCUGCCUUCAUCCUCUUAGAAUAUACCUUGAGGCUGGGGUGUUGACACUGCAGAAAACAGUUCCUCCAUCAGUGAGUGUGACCCAUCAUUCAGCCUUCAGUAAGAAGUCAAUCCUGAGAUGUCAAGCAUUCAGUUUCUACCCCCCAGACAUCACCCUGACAUGGCUUCAGGAUGGGAAACCAGUGAGCAAAGGAACCCAGGAAUCUCAAUCCGUCCUACCACAAGGGGAUGGGACCUAUCAGAACUAUAUGAAUGUUGAGGUCCCCUCUGGAGAAGAACCCAGAUAUGCUUGUCUUGUGGAACAUGAGGGAUUAAAUGGAACUUUCACUAGGAUCUGGGAUCCACCUCAGCCUAAACUCCCUCCAGUAUGGAUCAUCUCAGGAUGCCUAGCCUCUGUACUGGUCCUUGUGGGAACUACAAGUGUCUUUAUUUGGAGGAGAUGGAGAAAGAAGAGAACAGAGGAACAAGGAGAUCAAUAUUUGUCUCUGUCAGACAAUAACCAGAGAGCAGAUUCCUGGCUUUGAGGCACACUGACAGAAACUCAAGGUGAGUCUGAGUCAGCUUCUCCCUGAAAGAUUGACACCAAAACCUGAUGGAGGAGAGGGUGUCCUCUCCCAAGAAGCUGCAAGAUGUAUCUCUGCUGCCUCUUCCCCAGCCUUCACUUCGUUAGUCUUUUCUGCGUUGAGAUUUUCUGACUUUGCACUUUAAUAGAACUUUGCUGGGGAAAUUUCUGAGGUCAAGUUUGACUUGCUUUUUCAACUUUGGGGAGAUCCCAGAACAGAGGAGCAAGAGACUGAGGAUCCUGGCUCUAGUGCACUAAAAUUCUCCCAUGUCCCAGUACCUCCUGAAAGAUCCAGAACACCCACCAAGGAGAACCUCCUACACUU
This is a messenger RNA of Dromiciops gliroides (monito del monte), 1510 nucleotides long. Its product is annotated as BOLA class I histocompatibility antigen, alpha chain BL3-6-like. The transcript is spliced from 9 exons. Gene Ontology annotation, molecular function: peptide antigen binding; signaling receptor binding. Gene Ontology annotation, cellular component: external side of plasma membrane. The record is from RefSeq and is a predicted model, not a curated record. Bases 26 to 1147 code for a protein of 373 amino acids. Gene Ontology annotation, biological process: positive regulation of T cell mediated cytotoxicity; antigen processing and presentation of endogenous peptide antigen via MHC class I via ER pathway, TAP-independent; antigen processing and presentation of endogenous peptide antigen via MHC class Ib. Lineage: Eukaryota; Metazoa; Chordata; Mammalia; Microbiotheria; Microbiotheriidae.